Cicer arietinum (chickpea) is the source of this 2231-nucleotide messenger RNA. Lineage: Eukaryota; Viridiplantae; Streptophyta; Magnoliopsida; Fabales; Fabaceae. The record is from RefSeq and is a predicted model, not a curated record.
UUUUUUUAAUUAAAUUUCAAUUUCAAUUUUUUCCAUUGAUUCAACGUUCGAGGAUUUUUCGAAACCUUAGCUUUGCGAGAGAGGAACAAUUCUCUCUCUCUAUCUAUAUCUCUCUCUCUGUUCUAUGAGCUUCACUUCAAUUCCCGCCACUUCUCUGAAAGCAUAGGUUUGUAAAGGAUAUGGCUGAGUUAAAAUUAGAGGAGUGUUGUAUGGAGAAUAAGCAAUCUACUGUUGCUUCUUGCUCCUCUGCGUCUGAAGGCAGUGGCAGUGCAAUUCACAAGUCUCCUGGGAUAUGUAGCCCGACAUCAACAUCGCCCCCACAUAGGAGGACAACAGGUCCUAUAAGGCGUGCUAAGGGUGGUUGGACAGCAGAGGAGGAUGAGACAUUAAGGAAUGCUGUUGCAGCUUUUAAGGGAAANAGUUGGAAGAAAAUAGCUGAGUUUUUUCCCGAUCGAUCAGAAGUUCAAUGUCUGCACAGAUGGCAAAAAGUCCUUAAUCCAGAACUUGUUAAAGGACCAUGGACACAGGAGGAGGAUGAUAAAAUUGUUGAACUGGUGUCAAAAUAUGGGCCUACAAAAUGGUCCUUGAUUGCCAAGUCUUUGCCUGGUCGAAUAGGGAAACAGUGUCGAGAGCGGUGGCACAAUCAUCUUAAUCCUGAAAUAAAGAAGGAUGCGUGGACUUUGGACGAGGAAUUAGCCUUGAUGAAUGCUCAUCGUAUACAUGGGAACAAAUGGGCUGAAAUAGCUAAGGUCCUUCCUGGAAGGACUGACAAUGCCAUAAAGAACCACUGGAAUAGUUCUUUGAAGAAGAAGCUGGAUUUUUACUUGGCCACAGGAAAACUUCCACCAAUUCCAAAACACACUCCACUAGCUUCUGCCAAAGAUCCAAUUAGACGUUUUGCUACUAAAACAAUACCUGUUUCUUCUAAUAAAGAAUUAAAUGUAGCUGUCGAAACAUCGUCGGAAACUACAGCCAUUAGUAAGCCAGAUGACGGUGGCAAGAACCAGUUUGAGUCCUCAGGAACAGCUAGAGAAGUUGGCGAUUCAUCAAGUGUCCCUGCAAUUGAAUCUACUGAUUCUGACUGUGCUGAAUGUAGGCCUGAAACUUCCAACAUUGAUCUUAGCUGUGGAAACUCAGAACAAAUCUCAAGAGCUAAUUUUGGAACAAUGUAUGGGCCGAAAUCCGAAAAUUCUGCACUCAAUGGAAACUCAAUAAAUGGGCAUUGUUUAAAUGGUAAAAUGAGCAAUAGCAGUAGCAGGUUAAUCACGACAUCUGCACAAGAAAAUCAGACAUGUGGUUCUUUGUGUUACGAGCCACCUCUUUUGGCUGGUUCAGUUCCUUUAGAUUCUCUUCAUUUAAGUAUUCUCUGCAUGCAGAAUGAGUAUUGUUCUAAGUUGUCACCGAUGGGUUUCAUCACACCACCUCGUGGGAGGGAUAGUGAAUUAUGUACAGAGACCCCUGAAUCAAUAUUGAAAAAGGCUGCUAAUACUUAUCCUAACACUCCUUCCAUAUAUAGGAGGAGAAAAACUGGAGUCCAAGCAAUUACUUCUCCAAGUAAAUUUUUGAAAGUAGAUAAUGAUUCACAUGCUUCUAAUGAUCCGGAUAAAACCAAAAAUAAUUCUGGUUCUGAAGUUCAGACAUUAUCGGAGAGUCCCGCAAGCCAUGGAAAGAAGAGUGUUAUUCUCAAUAAUAAGGCGUUCAAUGCAUCUCCACCAUACCGGUUAAGAACUAAACGAACAGAAGUUGUCAAGUCUGUGGAGAAACAACUUGAGUUUGCAUUUGACAAAGAGAAGAAUGAUGACAGUAUGAACACAGUGGAAAAAUCUGCAAAGAGGAGCAAUGUUUUGACUGAGGAUUGCCUGCAUGAAAGAAAAUUGGUUGUGACGUAGUGCAUAAAAUUUGAUUAUGGCUGGACUUGCUCUUGAAGCUGGCUGAUUGUUUCUCUAAAUUGAUAGACAAAGUUUACCACUUUUUUUACCAAGUUAAAUUCAUAUUGCAGAGUCAAAAUGACUUGGCACCGAUCUACUUGAGAGCUGCCUUUUGUUUUCCAUCAUCACUCAUCAACAGAAUUCAGCAACAGUAGGAGUCUCCUAUGUGUAGAAUAAGGAUUGAUAAAUUCCAUUUACUUGUUUAUACAUAUAUUUAUUAUUUUUGUACAGUUACAUGUUAGGAAAAAUAAAUCUUCUAAAGUUUCGUCAUUAUUUUAAGAUUUAUUCAUACUCUUAACUAAA